GCGGCAGAGGGCGGCAUGGCGUCACCCCGAGGCGGGGGCCGCUGCAUAUUCAUGAGCCCCCGCGCGAAGGGGGCGGGGCCGGGCGAGGGAGGCGGCCGGGCCCCUAAUGGCGCUGGCGACAGCUGGGCAGCGGCGCUGAGGCGCGGAGCGCGGAACGCGGCGACAGCGCAGGAAUGUUCGCGGCCGCCUCGUAAUCCCCCGGCGGAACGCGGCGGCGCCCGGCCUUCCACGCCCCGCCCCCGCACCCAGGCGCCAGCCGCGGCCAUGGAGCCCGCGCGGGAGCAACAGCAGCAGCAGCCGCUGCCGGGCAAAGCCGCCGCCGCCGCCGCGGCUCCGCGCAAGAGGCGAGGGGCGGCCGGGGGCUCGGCGCUGGCGGGCGGCGGCGCCAACUCGCUGCUGCUGCGGCGGGGGCGGCUGAAGAGGAACCUGUCGGCCGCGCCGGCCACCCGCAGCCUGGACAGGAAGGCGGCGGGGCUGAAGCCGGCCCGGCAGCUGCAGCCGCUGCCGGCGCCCGAGCGGGACUGGGUGCGGCGGGACCUGCAGCGGGGCUGCGUGCACGUCUGCGAGCGCCGCAGCGGCGCCGGCCCGCGCCCCGUGCUCUGCACGUUGGACACCACGGCGGCCCAGGUGGCGGCCCGGCUGGGCGGCGGCGGCGGGGCCGUGCGGGUGCCGGGGGAGCCGCGGGGCCGCCGCCCCGCCGGGCCGCGCUCGCUGCCCGGCCCCGAGCUGUACGCCGCGGGGCCGCCGCGCUCCUGCCCCUCGCUGCUGGGCGAGCUGUCGGACAGCGACGGCUUCAGCCUCAGCCCCGGCAGCGCCUCCGGGCGCCUGGACGCCUACAGCAGCGCCGCCUCGUCCGCCUCGUCCUCCUCCUCCGAGGAGCUGGAGGCCGAGGCGCCGCCGCCCCCGCGCCCGGCCGAGCUGCCCGCGCCCGAGGGGGCGCUGUACGUGCAGCUGCACGGCGAGACCAGCCGCCGCCUGGAGGCCCACGAGCGGCCCCUGCAGAUCCAGAACGACUACCUCUCGCAGCUCGGCUUCCGCGACCUGUGGCGGGUGCAGGAGGAGGGCCUGGACCCCGAGACCGGCUGCCUCAUCCGCUUCUAUGCAGGAAGGCCCCAAAGCAUUGGCAACUCAGAACGGAUUCAGCUCUCAGGAAUGUACAACGUUCGAAAAGGGAAAAUUCAUUUGCCAGUCAACAGAUGGACAAGACGCCAAGCUAUCCUUUGUGGGACAUGCUUAAUAGUAUCAUCGGUGAAAGAGAGCCAGACUGGAAAGAUGCAUGUCCUCCCUCUAAUUGGUGGAAAAGUGGAAGAAGUGAAAAAGCACCAGCACUGUUUAGCAUUCAGCUCUUCUGGACCACAAAGCCAGACCUACUACAUUUGUUUUGAUACGUUCACAGAAUACUUGCGGUGGCUUCGACAAGCGUCAAAGAUUGCAUCACAGCGCAUAAGCUCAGUGGAUCUGUCAUGCUGCAGUCUUGAGCAUCUGCCUGCCAACCUCUUCUACAGUCAAGACCUCACUCAUCUCAACCUAAAGCAGAACUUCCUGAGGAUAAACCCAAGCCCAUCUACAAGCAGAGGGCUUGGUGAAUUACAGAGGUUCACGAAGCUGAAAAGUCUUAACCUCUCCAGUAAUAAUUUAGGAGACUUUCCAUUGGCAGUUUGCAGUAUUUCAACUUUGACUGAGCUCAACAUGUCCUGCAAUGCCCUGAGAAGUGUUCCAGUAGCUGUUGGAGAUAUGUACAAUUUGCAGACAUUUUUGCUGGAUGGCAAUUUUCUCCAGUCCCUCCCUGCUGAAUUGGAGCACAUGCAUCAGCUCAGCUAUCUGAGUCUUUCCUUCAAUGAAUUCACUGACAUUCCAGGGGUAUUAGAGAAAAUGACUGCCAUGGAUAAACUCUGUAUGUCUGGAAACUGCAUAGAUACCCUCAACCUACCAACGCUGAGAAGAAUGCCUCAUAUUAAACACGUGGAUCUAAGAUUGAAUGUAAUUAGGAGGCUGGUGGCAGAUGAAGUAGAUUUCCUUCAUCACGUGACCCAGUUAGAUGUACGAGACAAUAAACUCUGUGAACUUGAUGCAACAGUUUUCAACAACAUUGAAGUGUUGCACUGUGAACGAAAUCAGCUGGUGACCCUCAAGAUCAGUGGAUAUUGUCUCAAAGGUCUUUAUGCCUCUUCAAAUGAACUUGUUCAUCUUGAUGUGUAUCCAGUUCCAAAUCACCUGACUUGCAUGGAUAUUUCUAGAAACCACUUGGAAAACCUGCCCGAAUGGGUUUGUGACAGCAGAAAACUAGAAGUGUUGGAUGCUGGCCACAAUCAAAUUUGUGAGCUGCCUGCCCGGCUGUUCUGCAAUAGUAGCUUGCGGAAGCUGUUGGUGGGACAUAACCAGCUGGGGAGACUGCCCGACAGGCUUGAACACACACAGGUGGAGGUCCUGGAUAUACAACACAACCAGCUGCUUGAGUUGCCAUCUAACCUUCUCCUGAAAGCUGACAGCCUGAGGUUCCUGAAUGCCUCUGCCAACAAGCUGGAAAUGCUUCCCCCAGCCACUCUUUCUGAAGAGACCCACAGCAUCUUGCAGGAGCUGUAUUUGACCAAUAACAACCUCACAGAUAAAUGUGUGCCCUUGUUAACAGGCCAUCCACACCUGAAGAUUCUGCACAUGGCCUACAACCACCUUCAGAGCUUUCCAGCAAGUAAAAUGGCCAAGCUUGAGGAGUUGGAGGAAAUAGAUAUUAGUGGGAACAAACUGAAAGCCAUUCCAACAACCAUCAUGAACUGUCGGCGUAUGCAUACAGUGACUGCUCACUCCAACUGCAUCGAAGUUUUUCCAGAAGUCAUGCAGCUUCCUGAAAUAAAGUGUGUGGACCUAAGCUGCAAUGAACUGAGUGAAAUUACAUUACCUGAAAACCUGCCUCCAAAGCUACAGGAACUUGACUUGACAGGAAACCCCAGACUAGCUCUGGAUCACAAAACCCUAGAGAUGCUGAAUAACAUCCGCUGUUUUAAGAUUGACCAGCCCUCAGCCGGUGAUGCUUCAGGAGCCCCAGCGGUAUGGAGCCAUGGUUACACUGAAGCCUCAGGAGUUAAGAACAAGUUGUGUGUCGCAGCACUGUCAGCCAAUAACUUCUGCGACAACAGGGAAGCAUUGUAUGGUGUCUUCGAUGGAGACCGCAAUGUGGAAGUGCCCUACCUGCUGCAGUGUACAAUGAGUGACAUCUUAGCAGAAGAGCUGCAGAAAACAAAGAAUGAAGAGGAGUACAUGAUCAAUACUUUCAUCGUGAUGCAGAGAAAACUUGGAACUGCUGGACAAAAACUUGGAGGCUCUGCUGUCCUUUGCCAUAUAAAACAUGAUCCCAUGGACCCUGGUGGAUGCUUCACAUUAACCUCAGCAAACGUGGGGAAGUGCCAAACAGUUCUCUGUAGGAAUGGAAAACCUCUGCCUUUGUCUAGGUGUUAUGUGAUGAGUUACGAAGAAGAGCUCAAGAGGAUUAAGCAGCAUAAGGCCAUUAUCACAGAGGAUGGCAAAGUAAACGGUGUGACAGAUUCUACCAGGAUCUUGGGCUAUACCUUCCUUCACCCCAGCGUUGUGCCCCGUCCGCAUGUCCAGUCCAUUACUUUGACUCCACAAGAUGAGUUCUUCAUUCUGGGUAGCAAGGGACUAUGGGACAGCCUCUCUAUGGAUGAGGCUGUGGAAGCAGUCAGAAAUGUGCCUGAUGCCCUGGCAGCUGCGAAGAAGCUUUGCACUUUGGCCCAGAGUUACGGCUGCAAUGACAGCAUCAGUGCCGUGGUGGUUCAGCUCAAUGUGACGGAGGACAGCUUCUGUUGUUGUGAACUCGGUGGAGUCCCACCUCCCAGUCCAGGCAUCUUCCCCCAGUCAGUGAACGUGGUCAUUAAGGACAGGCCACCAGAUGCUUUGGGAAUGCCAUCUUCGAGUAGUGGCAUGGCCUCUGAGAUCAGCAGCGAGAUCUCCACCUCUGAAAUGAGCAGCGAGGUGGGGUCCACAGCCUCAGAUGAGCCUCCUCAGGUUGCCAUGAAUGAGAACAGCCCAGCCUACCCCAGUGAGCAGCGCUGCAUGCUUCACCCAGUCUGCCUGUCCAACUCUUUCCAAAGGCAGUUGUCCAGCGCCACCUUCUCGAGUGCUUUCUCUGACAAUGGCCUUGACAGUGAUGAUGAGGAACCAAUUGAGGGUGUCUUUACCAAUGGAAGCCGGGUGGAGGUAGAGGUAGACAUCCACUGCAGUCGAACCAAGGAGAAACAGCUGCUCCAAGUGGCCGUGGAAGCCAGUGAUGAAGGCAUUGUCAUCAGUGCAAAUGAAGAUGAGUCUGGCCUUCCCAGGAAAGCGGAUGUUUCUGCCACUGGUACGAUUGGGCGCCGACGGGGCAAUGGCUCUGUGGCUCCCCAGGAGAGGAUCCAUAACCUGAUUGAAGUUGCAACAGAUGCACCACUCAAAAAAACUGGGGGCUACUUUGCAGCCCCAGCCCAACCGGAUCCAGAUGAUCAGUUUAUUAUCCCACCAGAGCUUGAGGAAGAGGUCAAGGAGAUCAUGAAACAACACCAAGAACAGCAGCAGCAGCAGCAGCGACAGUAUCCAUUGGACCAGCUGCCAGACUAUUAUGAUACACCACUAUGACCCUGCCUGCUUACUGUUCAGAAACAAGCUAACAAACAAGAAGGUGAAGUGCAGGGCCUGCAUAGGACUCAGAAUACAGCAGGGGUUUUAACUACGCUUCCUUUUCCCUAUCCUGCCACAACAAAUAACUGCAGCGUCUUUCUGUUUGUUAGUUUUUAAUAUUCAUUGACUUUCUUCUAGAGAAUCUUACCAUUAAGAUUUAAACUAGUUAACUUCCCCCUAACAUAUCAAGUGUUUAAAAAAAAAAAUUAAAAAAUACAAAAGGUUUAAUAUAUUGCAGAGAAACAGAUGAUGAUGUAAUAUUUUUUAAAAAGGCUCAUUUUGUUUCGUUUGGAAAGCAGGGCAGUAUGCCAGUGCUAAAUGAUUAAGUAAUAUUGUAAUACUGUAUUUCUUUGAGAGAAAAAAGGCUUUUCUGGUCUUGAAAACGAUAGACAUUUGUAGAAUAUGGAGACUAACUCCUAGGAGUUGCUUUACUCUUUCAGGUGACCUAAGUCACUGAGAUUCACUAAUUUUCUCUGAGAGAACAGUUGAUUGGGAAAUUACUGUAAAUAGCUCAAUGUUGUAUAGUGAUGCUUAAAAUGUUUUGUAGUCUUGGCAUAAGGACACACCUGACAAACUGACAUUUUUUUUCUUAAAUGACUUUUUGGGCCAUGUCAUCCUACAUGAGGGACAGAGUGGCUGUACAAAUUACCUAGGGUUUAGGUGAUUCUUAGACCAUAAUAAAAACCCCAUUUUUCUUCCAGUCUGGUUUUUUCUUUCCCUUACUUUUACCAACGCAUUUUAUUUGUGUUCCUUACUGCUGCCACAACCAGCAUGAUUGUAUAGAGCUCAUUUUACUGUAGAUCAUUUACAUACCAAGAGUUAUAUUAAAGCAGAAUGCACAAAUGAACAUGUCAUAAUUUUUGUUAUAAUAAAUAUGAAAUUUGCAAA
Molecule: messenger RNA, 5556 nt
Organism: Alligator mississippiensis (American alligator)
Lineage: Eukaryota; Metazoa; Chordata; Crocodylia; Alligatoridae
Gene: PHLPP1
Product: PH domain and leucine rich repeat protein phosphatase 1
Exons: 17
Coding region: 16-4626 (1536 amino acids)
Molecular function (GO): protein binding
Source: RefSeq, a predicted model, not a curated record